UCAGCGUGCUGCAUGUGGUUGAUGGCUGGACCCAACAUCAUAAACGCUGCAGUAACACACGUCACUUACACAUAAAAACAUCACAGUAUUUUGAUUUGCAUGACUUUAUUUAUAUAUUGACUGUGUGAACACGCCGCAGUCAUGGUGAAGGAGCAGUUCAGAGAGACGGAUGUGGCCAAAAAGAUAAGUCACAUCUGUUUCGGUGUGAAGUCAGCAGAGCAGAUGCGUCAGCAGGCUCAUAUUCAAGUGGUCAGUAAAAAUCUCUACAGUCAAGACACGAGCCACACGCCGCUUUCAUACGGAGUCCUGGACCAUCGCAUGGGCACCAGUGAGAAGGACAGACCCUGCGAAACCUGUGGGAAGAACCUGGCAGACUGUCUGGGUCACUAUGGAUAUCUAGAUCUGGAACUGCCGUGUUUUCACAUCGGAUACUUCAAAGCCAUUAUCGGAAUCCUGCAGAUGAUUUGUAAGACGUGCUCACACAUUCUCCUGUCUAAAGAAGAAAGGCUUCAGUUUCUGGAUUUUUUGCGGAGACCCGGUCUGGUGUACCUGCAGAAACGGGGUUUAAAGAAGAAAAUCUCUGACAAGUGCAGGAAGAAAAACACGUGCUUUCAUUGCAAUGCAUUUAACGGUCCCGUUAAGAAAUGUGGCUUACUGAAGAUCAUUCAUGAGAAGUAUAAAACCACAAAGAAGGUGAUCGAUCCCAUGGUGUCUGAUUUUCUCCAAUCGUUCGAUGUGGCCAUUGAGCACAAUAAAGAAGUGGAGUCUCUGUUGACCAGAGCACAGGAAAAUCUCAAUCCCCUGGUGGCGAUGAAUCUUUUCCGGAGGAUUCCGAAGGAAGACAUUCCUCUUCUCCUGAUGAAUCCAGAAUCGAGCCAACCCGCCGACCUCAUCCUGACACGCCUUCUGGUCCCGCCCCUCUGCAUCCGCCCCUCGGUCGUGAGCGAUCUCAAAUCAGGAACCAAUGAGGACGACCUGACCAUGAAGCUGACGGAAAUCAUCUUUCUCAAUGAUGUCAUCAAGAAGCAUCGUAUGUCAGGAGCGAAGACUCAGAUGAUCAUGGAGGACUGGGACUUUCUCCAGCUUCAGUGUGCUCUCUACAUCAACAGCGAGCUGUCAGGAAUCCCACUCAACAUGGCACCAAAGAAAUGGACCCGCGGCUUUGUGCAGAGACUCAAGGGAAAACAGGGGCGAUUCCGUGGUAACCUGUCUGGAAAGAGAGUGGAUUUUUCAGGCAGAACUGUUAUCUCUCCCGACCCGAACCUGAGGAUCGAUGAGGUGGCUGUACCAGUGCACGUCGCCAAAAUCCUGACGUACCCUGAGAAGGUGAACAAAGCCAACAUUGAGCUGAUGAGAAAACUUGUGCGCAACGGUCCUGAAGUUCAUCCUGGAGCAAACUUCAUCCAGCAGAGACACAUGCAGAUGAAGAGGUUUUUGAAGUACGGUAACCGAGAGAAGAUGGCGCAGGAGCUGAAGUUUGGUGACGUGGUGGAGAGGCACAUGAUCGAUGGAGAUAUCGUUCUGUUUAACCGACAGCCGUCUCUACACAAGCUCAGUAUCAUGGCUCAUAUCGCGUGUGUGAAACCUCAUCGGACGUUUCGCUUCAAUGAGUGUGUGUGUACGCCGUACAAUGCUGACUUUGAUGGAGACGAGAUGAAUCUUCAUCUGCCGCAGACGGAGGAGGCUAAAGCCGAGGCACUCAUCCUCAUGGGGACCAAAGCUAAUCUUGUGACCCCGAGAAACGGUGAGCCCCUGAUCGCCGCCAUUCAGGACUUCCUGACAGGUGCUUACCUGCUCACACUUAAAGACACGUUCUUCGACCGAACUAAAGCCUGUCAGAUCGUCGCCUCCAUCCUGGUGGGCAAAGAUGAAAAAAUCAAAAUCGCCCUCCCGCCUGCUGCGAUUCUCAAGCCGAUCAGACUGUGGACGGGGAAGCAGAUCUUCAGUUUGAUUCUGAAGCCCAGUAAAAGCUCGCCGGUGAAGGCAAACCUGCGCACCAAAGGCAAACAGUACAGCGGUAAAGGAGAAGAUCUGUGUCCUAAUGAUUCAUUUGUGGUGAUCCAGAACAGCGAGUUGAUGUGUGGCACGCUGGAUAAAGGAACUCUGGGCUCUGGAUCUAAGAACAACAUCUUCUACAUUCUGUUGAGAGACUGGGGUCAGCAGGAGGCCGCAGACGCCAUGUCACGUCUGGCCCGUCUGGCCCCGGUUUACCUCUCCAAUCGAGGGUUCUCCAUCGGGAUUGGCGACGUGACGCCCGGUCAGGGUCUGCUGAAGGCCAAACAGGAGCUUCUGGACGCUGGUUAUAAGAAAUGUGACGAUUACAUUGAAGCUCUGAAGACGGGCAGAUUACAGCAGCAGCCGGGCUGUACCGCUGAGGAAACUCUGGAGGCGUUGAUCCUGAAAGAGUUGUCUGUGAUUAGAGAUCACGCUGGCAGUGCGUGUCUGAGAGAGCUGGACAAGAGCAACAGUCCUCUGGUCAUGGCUCUGUGUGGAUCUAAAGGUUCAUUUAUUAAUAUAUCACAGAUGAUUGCUUGUGUCGGGCAGCAGGCCAUCAGUGGUUUUCGUGUUCCUGAUGGAUUUGAGAAUCGUUCUCUGCCUCACUUCCAGAAGCACUCAAAACUCCCGGCAGCGAAGGGUUUUGUUGCAGACAGCUUUUAUUCGGGUCUGACGCCAACAGAGUUCUUCUUUCACACUAUGGCCGGAAGAGAAGGUCUGGUGGAUACAGCGGUCAAGACCGCCGAGACGGGAUACAUGCAGAGGCGUCUGGUGAAGUCUUUAGAGGAUCUCUGCUCUCAGUACGAUCUAACAGUACGCAGCUCCACAGGUGACAUCAUUCAGUUCAUCUACGGAGGAGACGGACUCGACCCCGCCGCCAUGGAGGGAAAAGAUGAACCGCUGGAGUUCAAAAGAGUCCUCGACAACAUCAGAGCGGUGUACUUGUGUCACAGUGAGCCGGCGCUGAGCAGAAACGAGCUGGCGUUGACCUCUGACUCCAUCAUGAAGAGAAAAGACUUUCUGUGCUGCAGAGACUCUUUUCUAGAGGAAAUUAAGAAGUUCAUUAAAACAGUUUCAGAGAAAAUCAAACAGACACGAGACAAGUACGGCAUCAAUGACUACGGCACCACAGAGCCUAAAGUUCUGUAUCAGUUGGACCGGAUCACACCCACACAGCUGGAGAAGUUUCUGGAAACGUGCAGAGAUAAAUACAUGAGGGCACAGAUGGAGCCGGGUUCAGCGGUCGGGGCAUUGUGUGCUCAGAGCAUCGGUGAGCCGGGCACUCAGAUGACCCUCAAAACCUUCCACUUCGCCGGUGUGGCGUCCAUGAACAUCACACUGGGGGUCCCGCGAAUUAAAGAGAUCAUCAACGCCUCUAAAAACAUCAGCACACCCAUCAUAAGUGCCAACCUGGACAUCGAUGAUGAUCCCGACUACGCUCGGCUGGUGAAAGGACGUAUCGAGAAAACUCUUCUGGGCGAGAUCUCAGAAUACAUCGAGGAGGUUUUCCUGCCCGACGACUGUUUCAUUCUAGUCAAGCUCUCGCUGGAGAGAAUUCGUCUCCUCAGGCUGGAGGUGAACGCAGAGACCGUGCGUUACUCCAUCUGUACUUCAAAGCUGCGGGUGAAGCCGGGCGAUAUCGCGGUCCACGGCGAGGCCGUCGUCUGCGUGUCUCCACGAGAAAACAGCAAGAGCUCCAUGUAUUACGUCCUGCAGACGCUGAAACAGCUGCUUCCUAAAGUGGUUGUUCAGGGAAUUCCUCAGGUGGCGCGAGCCGUCAUUCACAUCGAUGAUCAGAGCGGGAAACAGAAGUUCAAACUGCUGGUGGAGGGAGAUAACCUGAGAGCCGUCAUGGCAACACACGGCGUCAACGGCAACAGAACAACAUCCAACAACACCUAUGAGGUGGAGAAGACUUUAGGUAUCGAGGCGGCGAGAUCCACCAUCAUUAAUGAGAUCCAGUAUACUAUGACAAAUCACGGUAUGAGCAUCGACCGCAGACACGUCAUGCUGCUGGCUGACCUCAUGUCUUAUAAGGGCGAGAUUUUAGGCAUCACCCGCUUCGGCCUGGCCAAGAUGAAGGAGAGCGUUCUCAUGCUGGCGUCCUUUGAGAAGACUGCUGAUCAUCUGUUUGACGCCGCGUAUUUCGGUCAGAAAGACUCUGUGUGCGGUGUUUCUGAGUGUAUUAUAAUGGGAAUCCCCAUGAACAUCGGCACUGGACUCUUUAAACUGUUACACAGCGCUACGAAAGAUCCCACUCCCCCUCGCAGACCCCUGCUAUUCGACAAUCCUGAUUUUCAUGUCACGAUGGCUUACCAUAACUGACGGGUGCUGUGCCUUUUUUUGUCCUAAAGAAACAAUUUAUGGUUUACAACAUUUUGUGCCUUGUGUUUUUUUCCCACUCCAGAUGACGGGAUCUUUGUCAUGAAUGACAUCUUCUGUGAUGUCUGUUAAUCUAUGACCAUAUGUUUUUAUUCAUGUCUUAUCAUCGUGAUAAGAGUUUCUCAGAUCCUUUAAACGGAUCAAACAAAGCGCUUACAGUUUCAUAAGCUUUGCAGUGACCGAAGAGAAAUUCAUAUAAUUUAUGUGGCGUGAAUGUGGUUUUAGUUUUGUUUAAGUUGGUUUUGCAGAAACCAAACGGUUAAAAUUUAUGUAAAUAUGUAUCAGGUGUGAAUAAAAUAUAUGCAUUAUAAUAACAUUA
Triplophysa dalaica is the source of this 4696-nucleotide messenger RNA. RefSeq names its product polymerase (RNA) III (DNA directed) polypeptide A (gene polr3a). NCBI's taxonomy places the organism in Eukaryota, Metazoa, Chordata, Actinopteri, Cypriniformes, Nemacheilidae. Gene Ontology annotation, molecular function: DNA-directed RNA polymerase activity; DNA binding. The coding region runs from base 142 to 4320 and encodes 1392 amino acids. The transcript has 31 exons. The record is from RefSeq and is a predicted model, not a curated record. Gene Ontology annotation, biological process: DNA-templated transcription.